Molecule: messenger RNA, 11654 nt
Organism: Spirometra erinaceieuropaei
Lineage: Eukaryota; Metazoa; Platyhelminthes; Cestoda; Diphyllobothriidea; Diphyllobothriidae
Source: the annotation of a GenBank genome assembly
AUGGAGAAGUCUCAGGGUGCCUGCUCCCUUCCCCCCAAGGAGUCUUCCCUAUUUAAAAGGAUAGUUGUAUGUUUUGCCCGGUUCAUACGUUAUAAAUACUCAUGUUAGAAAUAUUAUGAUCAAAAGCAAUACAAGACUGGACUCAAAUUUGCCAAUCAAAUCCUUUCGAACCCGAAGUUUGCCGAGCAUGGAGGUAGCUCGUCUGAUUAAUGUCAUUUUUUCUCCCCACAGAGACACUUUCCAUGAAAGGGAUCCUGCUAAAUUGCAUGGGAAAGAAGGAAGAGGCAAGGGACCUCGUAAAGCGCGGCCUGCGUGCGAAUCUACAGAGUUUUGUCUGUAUGUUCCACAAGUAUUUUAUAUGUAAAAGGCUGGCACAUCUAUGGCCUAAUUAUGAAGUCGGACCGGAAGUACGAAGAAGCUAUUAGAUGUUAUAUCCAAGCCCUGAAAUUGGAUCCAAAUAAUUUGCAAGUUCUCCGCGAUCUUUCAGUGUUACAGAUGCACACACGUGACCUCGAGGGCUGUAAGGUAACUCUAUCGGUGCCCCCUUAAAUGUGUAUCAGGAAACUAGAACUAAGUUGCUUACCCAAAGGCCGAGUCAAAAAGCUUCGUGGGUUGGCUAUGCUGUGAUACAGCACUUCCUUGGGAACCUGGACGCCGCUGCGAAUGUUGUUAACGAGUUCCUUAAAGUGCAGACCGGCAUUGAACCCUACAAUUAUGAACACAGCGAAUUACUCCUGUAUUACAUAACCAUAUUGAUCGAAAGCGAGCGUUUUGACGAGGCUCUUUCCUUUAUGGAAUCGUGUACCAAGGAUGUGGUAGACCAUGUAACUUACCUGGAAACUCAUGGUGUGUCGUCUAUUUGUUUCAUAAUCUUUCCCUAGCUGAUUUGUUGUUUAAGCUAGGUAGGGGUAAAGAAGCUGAAAAGGACGUUUGGGACUUGUUGGAGAGGAAUCCGGAAAAUAAACUAUAUUAUGAACUCCUCUAUCGCAUUGACGCCCCGGAACUUGCCCAUCAGCACAUAGACGUUUCAGUAAGGUUGAAGGUGCUUCGAAAAUGUUUGGACAAAUUUCCAUCUGCAAGGCUCCCGAAACUCCUCUUUCUCGACUUGUUGGAAGGUAAAAUUUAUUUUACGACUUCUAUUGGAAGGCGACGAGUUUAUAUCAAAGGCCCAUGAAUUCCUCCAGAAUAAUUUGCGGAGGGGUGUUCCGACGCUUUUUGUGCAACUUAAACGCUUUUACACUUCGCCGGAAAAAGUUGCAUCACUUGAAAGCUUGUACAUGGCGUACCGAAAAAAUCUUGACUUAUAUGGAACUCUUGGACCCGUAUCCGGUGCUGGACCGAAGUCAAAGUCGGAGGAGUGUAUACCAGAACCACCAUCAACCUCGCUUUGGUUGAAUUAUUUACUCGCCAGUCAUUUUAACCACAUUGGACAAGUGCAAGUAGGUUUUCUUCAGUGGACCGAAUCUUUUAGAAAGCCCUAGAUAUUGUUUCGGCUGAAUUAGAGAUGAACCCCACGAUUGUGGACUUGUACGUCCUGAAAGCUGAAAUCUAUCGCGAUGCUGGCGAUGUCGUCACCGCCAGUCGUUGGAUGGAGGAGGCCCAGUCUCUUGACACCGCAGAUCGCUUCAUUAAUGCUCUCUGUACGAAAUACAUGGUACAGGCUCAACGCUUAGAAGAUGCAGAGGCAAUGGCCUCAAAGUUUACAAGGGUAUGCGAAGCUUCAUCUUCUGACCCACAAACUAGGGAAGCUCCACAGCUGCCGCCUACCUUUCCGAGAUGCAGUGCAUGUGGUUCCUUAUAGAAAAUGCACUGGCUUUAAGAACGAUGAAAAAGUACGGUGAGGCUCUGAAACUUUGCCAUGAAAUUGACAGAGUGAGUCGCCCCACCUAACUGCCUUUACCCUCUUUAUGCGAUUUGAUCGUCAUUAUGCAGUUGUUUGUCUUUAAAUUCUUUACGAUCACAUGGCUCAUUUUGAUUUAAGGAUAGUUCAAGUGCAAAUUGUCAUGGUGGGACGAAUUCACGAGAGGCACUUUCAAGUCUAAUUGGAUGCGCAUUAUGUCCUGAAAUCUUUCAUGUUGCUCUCAGCGAUAGUCCGCUAACGAAUGCGAAUCCUAUUUGAGGCACAAGUUGGUCUCGAGUUGUUUACAUAAGUGUGUGCGCUCUUUCGUGGACUCAGAUAUCUGCUUGUUGACGCAUUUCGGUCUGUUAUGUUAUCUUUCCCACCUGCUUCGUUCGUAACUUCCCAACUUAUGUUCCUAAUUGUUUCUCACGUCUCGUUUUAGUUUAUGCCCUGAAGAAGUCAAAAUACGUCUUCUUGACAGUAUGAAUUCCUAAUGAACUUUCCAACUUCGCAAAACCAUAGUCCUUUUCAUGGAGGAAGCUGGCCGGCUUCCUAGUACAAUAGUAGUGUUACAUAUAUAAGGGAGCGUUAUUUCUCUGGGAGGGUCUGUGUUCUAAGACCGCCUUAGGUCAGAUGUUUUUAUGCACAUAAUUCAUGGUGUGGUCCUGGGUGCGGUGAUACUGGUUAGCACAGUACCAUUCACAGAUCUUAUUUGAUUGUUGUUAAAUUAUCGAGCAAUCUGCAACCAAAGCUCGCGGACCGUAGCCCUGGUUCAAUCACCCGGUUUAGUCGUGUUCUGCCCUGUCAAGUGAUUUUUGAAUUCGGAGGGUGGUCCCCCCACCACACCAUGUAGAGAUUCCAAAGUUGCGCAGGACGGCAGCAGGCGAAGUGUUAUUGGAUAACGGGCAGGGUUCGCUAGGCCUUACUUCAGCCAUAGCUCAUGACCAUUGUGUGGGCAGCUGACUUGUCGGAUGGGUGCGCAGUCAUGUAUGGAGCCAUUGUCGCUGAACGAGUCACGAUCUCUUCGUCCCCAGACUUUUGCAGUCGCCUAUUAUGCAUCUGGUCUGCGAAAGCUGCCUCACUUUCCGGCACCUACAGACGCGCCGAAUAGACCAUAUAUGGUUUACCAUGCAGACUUCACUUUUCCGGGACAUUAUCGCCAAUGUUUCUGUAUCUCACUUUUUGUAUGUUGUGGUGAAUACACCACAUAUUUUUCCAUUUUUACCCAUGAUGUCUGCCAGACAUACAUUCCGAAUGUUUUGCACUCGAUGGCAAUUUUCUGCUUCAACCGACUGCUCUUGCCUGAAUUGUAUUGCAUGCUUUAUUUUUGUAGUCCCUAUGAACCUCUGAUUUCAUUUUUUCCCAUGCAGCAUUACUCUGCUGUUCUGGAGGAUCAGCUCGAUUUCCACUCUUACUGUCUUCGUAAGGGCACUUUGCGCGCCUACGUAGAGACGGUGAGACUUGAGGAUAGGCUACGAGACCACCCUGCAUAUUUCAAUGCAGCUGCCCUAGCCAUUGAGGUACCUAACUUUUUUGUGCAUGCUAUAAACCUCACCAACUGAGAAUGUAUUUUCUCACUCUCGAAACCGACUCUGUCCACAACAUUUGAAAUUUUAGAUGUACUUCGAGAUUUUCCGUGUUAUCGAUCUUAAAAGCUGACAAACCAUUGUCAAACCUGUUUACUUUUUCCAAUAUCUUAUAUCUAGAUUUACCUCUUCCUGCAUUUAAAUCCACUGGGUGACGAGACGGAGACUGUCGACCAGCCUGGCUGUAAGUGCUCGUCACAUUUUCCCUUUCCAUGUUGUCCAUUGGAAGCAUGUUUGCCAUCAUGCUUUGUGUGCUUCUAUGGGUUAAUACAUUUUUCGAAGACUUUUGGAAGGUUGGGUUCUCGGUAAUCAUGCAAUGGCGGUGCGUACACAAGCAGCCACCCUGAAUAUAGAUUGGCUGCACCCUGAAGCUAGAUGUCGAUACACGUUUAAAUUUGCAUCAUCACGGUAGCACAAUUGCUUCGCAAGGAAUACGUCGUGUGCUUGAAGAGGGCUUUGUCGAGUUCGCAACUUAUGUUGUGGACACUGUACAGAGGAUUACGUUUUUGUUUUUCUGAUGAGGACAAACGCUAACGCCCAUCUCACUCGUUUCGAAAAUUUUCUACUUAAAAGCCGCUUUAGAAUAACGCAAUUUCGUGAAAUUUCAUCUCUGUAGCUUCCUGACCAGUUUCGGGGGCGGGGGGGGGAAGGGCCUUACGGUUCUCUUCCCAACCCCCGACGCCAACGUGUCCUGCUAGCCAAAAACUAGGGCAGGGUACUGCCAGUUCAGGGCUGGUGGUCCAGAUGUACUGACACUUAUCACACACAUUUCAAGAUAGGUAGACUAAACGUGAUCACGAUUCCCUUGUAUUUUUCUAUUGUUGCCCAAUUAUCUACAGACCGUUGUACUGCUUAUUGCCUUGGAGAGUAAGUCCUUCGCUAACAUAUCAAGCCUCUGAUUUACUGGCUAAAGAGCUAGUGAUGGCUCCAGCUGCGUGACUGAGACAGUCUCCGAGCCGAUAGUAGUUAUUUUCAGACUAUUCCGACGACUAUCGUGCUUUGAUACUACUUUCCGUCAGACACACAAGGGACAGAAAUUGACCGUUUAUACAAUGUUUUCUGUAGCUAAUAUGCCCACUUCCGAAUUGAAAAAACUACGCAACAAACAACGUCGCGCCGAACGUCGUGCAGAAGCUGAAGCCCAGCGCUCCAAGGCCGACCAAGAGAGACGUGAACAAGGCCAACGCUCUCGGCAGAAUGCAGAUCGAGAAGCUGACGCAGACAAGCCUCCUGAAGUUGAAGAACUGGAUCCCAAAAAACUAGCCAGAGUGAGCAUAUCAUAAAUGCUGCUCGGUCAAAACCACAAUUUUCCGACCUUUCCACAGCUCGAAUUACAUCAGCACGUUGCACGCCAAAUAUCACAUGUUGUCUGGCCUAGCACGUUACCUCUCCCUAGAUUCGUAGUAAUUUUUAUUUCCCACAGAGAAAAUAGACGCUUCCGUAUUUCAUGACAUUUGUACGUGGUAGUUAGGACUUUCUAACCAGUAAUGGGUUCCCUACUCGUUAAAAAGAAGGUGCACGACAAUUAUGGAAUAUCUCGAUAAUCGUAUUCUUUCCAGUUUCCAGUUUUAGCUAAGGCAGUUUUCGACCGUUCUCACGAUGUAUGCUUGUUUUCUGAGAGCAAUUUUUUUAUCUUACCGACUCUUGCACCAGUCUUUCGUUCAUAACGUCCUUGCACCAUUUUAAAAGUUGUCGCAUGUUAGAAGAACCGUUUAGGCAAUCUAGCGAAUGCCAACAGGCCACAUUUCGGAUCUUCGGGUUUCAGCGUAGAGCACCACUUUUUUGAUGUGCGAACUAUGAAAAUAUUCACCAACCAGUGCUAAGCGAUUUUGCACUUAUAUGUUUGCAUCUGACCUCAAAUGCGCGGAAAUCAUGUAGUUUAGACGAAUCGACAACGGUUUUAACACAGAUCAGGUAAACAUAGUUCGCGUGGGUCUUGUCGGGUAAAGGGAAUAGCCAAGCUUUUGCUUUACCUCUUCCAACCCAUCUAUUUGAAAAGGCGUUGUUUAGAAGCUGAUGCACGUGUGACAGGGAGCACCUUCUCGAGAGGUGCUUUUGAAAAGGCGUUCAAACUCCGCCAACCUACAUCCCUGUUUUUCUGCGCUGCUUUAUACUCUCUAAAAUUGAUGUUUAUCUUGCGUUACAAUCGUGGUUUCCUAGCAACUUUGCCCUCGCAUGGUGAAACUUCCAGUAAAUGUGAUGGACUGUUAACUUUAUUUGUCCGAGAUGUUAGUGCCAUCAUGAAUCGUUAAUUUGGAAGCCGGAAGGGCGUUUCGAAAUAUGCAGCUCGGGUGCAGGCCAUGUCAAAGAUGAGGUCACUGUCUCGCUCAUGAGUAGUUUAACGCAUGUUUAAUAAGGGCCAUCGAUGCAAAACUUCUCAUUUUACCGGAAAUUUAAAAGUCUGGUUUUGUUCCGCGCCUCUCAGGUACCCGUACUAACGUUCUUGGAGCUCGCCGAUCCUCUUCAUUACGAUCCGUUUUGCAGGGCUUAUGGUAGGAGCUGAAGCCCCGCAGCACUUCAGCGCUCUCCCCACUAUAGUAAAUUUGGCAGGCUUGAAUUUAUCAUGGUGUGCUAAAAGCCGUGACUUGAAGGGCCGCCACCUCACGAGACAACUCGGUCCCCUCAGGACGGUGUCAGGCUUCAAUGGCUCCUUGUUAAUUUAGUUUUAUGACACUCUCACUCAUUUGGGAUCCGAGCUGCCCGUUGUUGUGUGGAAAUCAAGUCCAUCUUGCGCGGGUCAGGCGUGUGCAGCACGCGUAGACGAGUUGUUUAGCUGUGUCGAUCAUUGCGCCCGAUACCGCCUCAGGUCUUCCUGACUCCAUCUUAACACCAAGCCCAGGUGGGGGAAGCAAGAGGGAGUGCGGCAGAUGCAAUGCCGCAAUUCACCGUCCCUGCGCCCACCCUGCUGUGGAGCACACGGUGGACAUCGUCGGAUUGGAUGGUCGAACUGUCGUGUGAGUUGCUCAGGCGACGACUUAUUUGGUACGAUUUGGCAGUGUUCUUAACUAAACAGGAAGUUUUGAUGUUUGCACGUUUGAAGGAUACCUGAGUAAGUUGAUCUCUGACAGGAACUUGUCCCGAGUUGGGCGAGUAAUUCUCGUAUGACCGACAGCUUUGUAUUGAGAUUGCCAUACAACAGCAAGCUCAGCGCUGCAAAUGGGUGCAUCCGAAUAACGGUACUUUUUCGUUUUAUCAACGUUACUGUCUGAUAAACAUCGCUUUAGGUGUAAACCAAGAGCUGUUUACCAUUGUGUGUCUGUCGACACUGGUUGUCAAACUGGCAAGAUAGCGGAAAGUCGCGGGAUAUUUGACCUGCUAGGAUAAGUUUGAAAAGCGCCUGACUCGAUACUUUAGUUCCACAAACGUUUACAUAUAUGCUGUUUUACUGUCAUAGUUUAUCGUGUAUGACGUGAAGGCAGUCUUGAUAACCAAAUACAGUCACUAGGGCUUCUCCCUAAGGAGGAAUAUGAGGGCUAUGCUCUAAUUUUAAGUCACAACCGACCUGCGCGUGUCCGCUUGCGGGGUUUCAUCUCUGAAGACUUAUUACCAGUCGCAAAUGAUACAACUGCAUGCAGUGUAAGUCGACAUCUCCGCUAUUAUAGCAAUAUCCCAUCAGGUAACAUUAGAAAGUGACCUUGUCCUGUAGGAGGUUGAAGAUUGAAUCGAGUUUUCUCCAUAAUAAUCUUGCUGGCGCUUUCCGUAUUUAAUUACUGUAACCUAGUCUGAAAUAUCGGCUGAAGUAAGGAAUUCAACGAGGCCUACUAAGACUGGUUUCAGACAAAUUUUACUCAAACACUGCUUUGUGGUUUUCUGAACUUUGAACCUCAUGAUAACCAUGAGCCGCCGUUGUUCUAUAACUUGUUAGCUUUCCGGGCCUUAUGCACUCAAUUUAUCCCCUUCAGCCUGAGGAUGCACUAUCGGAGGCCGCACGUUUUCUGCAACCACUUGUAGAGCUCUCGAACAGCCGUAUUGAAACUCACUGCCUGGCAUACGAAAUCUAUGAGCGCAAGGGUAUGUUGGCCCGUAUUUCUAGCUUGAUAUUUUACUCGAUUAUAAACACCACCCCCAGUAUAAAGGCUUCAUACUUCAAGCAAUGUUUAGAAUCUGCCUAGUUACUCUUCCGAAGACAAGACCGCGGCCAAUCCGAUCACUAGCCGCACGCAAAUCUGAGCUGCUAGUGCAGGACUAGACAGAGACGGGUGCAAUAUUAUUAAAGGUGUUAGGCGUUCUUGUUGUCGUCUUUUCAGCUGUACCGUUUAAGUCAACUUUCUCUUCAUCCGCUGGCUUGUAUUUUAGGCAGCCUCUUAAGUAUGUUCCUCCUGUAUACACCCGACUGGUCAACUUUUGAGAGUUGAAGUUUGAUAUGAAGCUAAGUCCUCCGAGCCGCCCUUCUGAGCUUGUGGUUGCAUCGCGACAUCUGUUAACACCUUUCAGAAACGGGUCUACGAGUUCCUUCAUGUUAACCCCGUUAGCCUAAACUAACCCAAUAUGAAAGUAAAAACUUUCUGAUCCGAUCGCCUUAGAUUAUGAUCAUGCAGUCUAGCUGCUCCUUACUGCGGAAUCCAGCGGUAACACUGCUACCAAGAGGCGGUAUAAGUUUGCUGUUGUGUCACCAAAUUCGAGUUGGCCGCAAAUAUGUGUUACUUCCGUUCUGAUCUGCAGCUUAAGAGCAGCCUUGUAGUUGCAUGCUUCGUUGGGCUUAUUUCUGUGCAUUUCUUUCGUCAUCUUCUGGUAUUCUUGACUUCUAACCUGCAGAAAAGUGGUUAUUGAUGCUCCGCUCAGUUCGUCGCGGUUUGGCUCUGCCUGGUGCGGUCGAUCACCCCUGGUUUAACGAGUGCACAGUGCGAUUCCUACACCGCUUAGCACAACUGCAAAAGCCCACAAACGAAGGAGACGCUCUGGUCAACGAGGUGUUGCUCGAAGAAGUUCGUUCUGUAUUCUCAGUCCCUACAAAAUCGCCUCUCCCGGACGCGCUAAAGUAUAAUGAGGAGUUUAUUCGAAGGAACUCCAAGUCUUUCAUACAUGUCUUUCGAGGUACGACGCCAUGCCACUGGCUCAUGUACAAUGUUCGGAUUUAACAUAGGGUCUAUCUAUCCUGCCCGUGCUUCCUACAUUGUUUUUUUUUUUUCGUACGAUUUUUCAGACAAAACGCCUUAACUUCGACGUUUUCAAACAAUCUUUGACUGAUAUUUAGUUUGUACAGUUUGUCAGUUUCGUACAUCAAUAGUGAUUGGUAACGUAGGGAUUGCAGUUUGCUCGAAUCUUUGAAUAAUUCACUUAGCACCCUUCCCGUCUCUACCGGGAACGUUAAAAAUAAAUCUGUUAAGCCUGUCCCUCAGAAGGUCACUAACUUUUUCGCACACAUUGGUUUACGGUAGGUUUACCAGAAAUCCAGUUCUUAGUUGACGACACACGCCUGCCCACUAGUAGACAUAAAAUCCAUGCGCUUCUGGCCGAAUGUCCACUUACAGUAAAAGUAAGAGUUUGCAGUGCGUAGCUAAAAAUUUCUAUAAUAGCGACCUAAUUCCCUCUACCUCACUCAGCUCUGGACUUUUUCAGGCACCCUUGCAAAGGCCAUUGUUGACCCUGAGUCCGCUGCCUUACAUCUGAAGCAGCUGCCCAGUCCGUCGGCCGAAGACCUGGGAGAAAUUAAGUGGGAUGUAAGCCAUUCCCUUGUAGUCCGCUUUUCUUUAAUUUAUCUUAUCUUUUGUUACUUUUCUGACUACCUCGUACCCGUGUCCCCACACCGGAAGUGGUAAUCGCUAGAAGCCGGUAUGCUUGUGGCCGUUAAGUCAUGUACGGUUUAAGUUAUCGCCCUUUCUGUAAGAUCGAUUUGUAUAUUUUUUACACUAUCACAUCUGAGUGAAUUUUAGCACGGUUUUUAACUUCCUCAUGCUGCAUAAAUAACACAGGACUACCACACACUAAGUACAGCAAAGCAAAUGUUUACAUUGAAAGUAAUUGAUUUAUCAAGUGCAUGCUUGCAAAUCGGCACAUCUUAACAGUUAGAUCAGAAGAUAAUACGUUUUACAACCGGGAGAACGUUUACUUCAACAUUUUUCCCUUCAAAUUAAAAUCGGGAUCAUUUUCGUAGAGGCCUUUUGAAUUUACGGUCAUUUCUUCGAGAAGUAGCCUUUUCUGUCUUAAAUGUUAAUCAGAAGCAAAGAAAAUUGAACACAACAGCAUAACGCAGGUAGAAGGGCGGCAAAUAGUUAGCAUAUUUUUUUUAUAAACGGAAUUGUUUCACCUUCAAAUUCGCCCGUCUAGCUAUUGCUGGACAAAAAAACGUUCUACAUUACGUGAUUUUUUUAAAUGAGCAAUGCAAGGCUUCUACUACUUGCGCUUUAUAGAAGGGCUUUAUUGGGUCCCUGUCUACGGUGUUGCAUUUGCAGCUAUUUGAUCAAACCCGAGACGAAAUUUGUCGCAGGCUUCAUCAUACAGUCGCGGAGCCCUCAGCAACAAACCCUUCAAAUGAAUGCUGUUUGUGAGAAGUAAUGUACUGUCAUCCUCAACGCCAGCGCCCACCUCCAGUUGUCUGGACUUUGUCUUGCAGUUGGAAGACGCUAGGUUUAGAAAUAGAAUUCAUUAGAUGCUGCGAGAGUCUGCUUUACUAUAAACUGACACGAUUCACUACCCCCCUUUUAGGACCUCAUCGCUUCCGACGACCGUGCUGUCUGUUGUGGGGGUUGCGAAAUCGUGUUAAUGGCGCAAAGGUCUACGAGUUGUUACUAGCACGAAAAGUAACGAUAUGCUGCGAUAUUUCUAAGAACCUGUGGACCUAUAAAUGUUUCAGAAACGGGAGGCCAUCUAGGUGAUAAUUCAGCUAAGCCAUAACGGUCGUCUUUUCACCUCUUAAACGGGUCGCAUUAAUUAGUUUGAAUUGUUAAAUUAUCCAGCUGCUCAAAGCGAUUACAUUAUGCAUGUUUAGAAAGCGUCCUCGGAUUUCUCCGAGUAUUUCGACCAGUUGAUGUGUGAACUUCAAAUAAAUUCUUCAGCACAAACCUCCCGUUCGGUCCGGAGCGGAUAUGACCUGGACUCUCAGCUUCAACGAAAGAAACGCAUAAUGCUUUCGUUUUGUCAACGGGCAGUCAGUCGUGUGUAAAUAUAUUGGAUGACUUACCAUACCGCCUGCGGGAGUGUUAGUUUGAAGUCCUGACACGCGUUCCGCCAACAUUGUGCCAUCUCAUGGCGCAGCUGUAAGGGGUCCGACCCAUUAGUCGUUCUCCAUGCUUUCUGACAUGGUCCCCCGUUUUCGAUGUUAAGCCGCUCGCCUUCUUUAUAAAUUAAUGUUUUCACCUAUUUUUGCACUACCGACUGUUUGUGGGCAAUGUAUGAGUAUCACGCCGCACGCCCUAUGAUGAUGGUGGAAAUCUAAACAAAAAAUCUUAUUCCCUGGAAAGGACAUUCGGAUACUUGUCUCUGCCGUAAUUCCUGAGAUGCAAGUAUUCCACUGGUCAAAUACAUCUAGAGUCUUCUGCUCCCAAUGUUACGCCAGUUCGUCACUGGCCGACUCCGAUGAAACCGAAUUGAUAGUCAUUUUUGCCGAGAACUAGUGAGAAAAAGCACAUGUAUUUUUUUAAUUCUCGCUCUUGAUGCAGUUCUUGUUCGUUUCUCUUAAGGGAAAGUAUAAAAUGCUGCGUUCGGCAAAGCUUAAAGACAAAGCUUUUCCUAGCACAGCCCCAAACUUCGCGGUAUGACUUCAUGUAUAACUCACGUGUAUGUGCUGGCUCAUGCGCCAUGGAAUACCUACAUUGCAGCCCACGUAACUAGUUGUUUUUAUUGUACAGGUUCUUCACCAAGCCCUCGAACUCCUCAAGAGACAGGCUGCUUUGAGAAUGAUACCUAUAACAGACGACUUGAUUGAGGAAUUCCGUACUGCCUGCGCGAAACGCUUCCCUCUGGCUGCCGUCUUUCUCACUCUCUCAGAAUGGGAGGAGCUGCGUAAAUCGGCCAUCGAAGCCGCAUACGAGUCGGCCCUAUAUGGCGCCUAUCCUCAAAGCAUUGCUGCUGGUGAUGCGGAACGUUCAACCAUAGUCGAAAACGAACUCGCUCCCGGUCUGAAGGCUGUAUCCCUAACUGAGCAGCCGGUUGUCAAUGGGAGCAGCGGUGGUGCAGUUGCGGACAGUCCGCCCUUGAAUAAUACUCAACAGUGUAAAUCUAAGAGUGGCAAACGCAAGAAAGGAGUAGCCAACAAGGCGAAGGAUCCAGCCUCCGUUGCGGCCGUAUAG